CUUCCGGCGCCCGUCACGGCGGCCUGACGGCGCGCACGGAGAGCGGGAGAGGAGGGCUCCGCGCUUCCGGUGUGAGCGCGUGUGGCUUCGCGUGUCGAGCCGUGUCCGCGGCCUCGGAGGGGCGUCCUUGUCACUACCUCUCCCGAGGGGCCCGACAGCUGGGAGACGCUCCCUCCCAUUGCUCACCCCGCUGCUGCCCUGACGUCCGUUACCCCAAUCUCGUGGGUUGACUGUCCCCCGUCACGGGUGACAUCAAGCCUCUCCAAGUGUCAAAGGACCUCUUGAGAAGGAGCAUAGAGUUUUUUUUUUUUUAAUUUAUUUAAAGUCUUUGUUCACAAAAUUCAUGAUGCUGUCAUUAGGCCUUCACACCUCCCAUCUGCCGGGGUCCCCCAACCUUUGCACUUGGGUCGGUAGUGGCAGUUACCAAGGCAUCCGGGGGCCUGCCACAGUUCGGUGACGAGUAUGAUUUUUACAGAAGUUUCCCUGCCUUCCAGGCAUUCUGUGAGACACAAGGAGACAGGUUACUGCAGUGCAUGAGUCGGGUAAUGCAGUACCAUGGCUGUCGCAGCAACAUCAAAGACCGAAGUAAAGUGACUGAAUUGGAGGACAAGUUUGAUUUAUUAGUCGAUACCAAUGACGUGAUAUUGGAGAGAGUGGGCAUGUUACUGGAUGAAGCCUCCGGUGUGAACAAGCAUCAGCAGCCUGUCCUUCCUGCAGGGCUGCAGGUCCCCAAAACAAUAGUAUCCAGCUGGAAUCGGAAGGCAGGAGAGUAUGGCAAAAAGGCAAAAUCGGAGACUUUCCGACUGCUGCAUGCAAAAAACAUCGUGCGACCUCAGCUCAGGUUUCGAGAGAAGAUCGACAAUUCUAACACACCAUUUCUCCCGAAGAUCUUUGUCAAACCCAAUGCCCGGAAGCCACUCCCUCUGGCUCUCUCAAAAGAAAGGCGGGAACGCCCGCAGGACCGUCCGGAGGACCUGGAUGUCCCCCCAGCCCUGGCAGAUUUCAUCCAUCAGCAGCGAACCCAGCAGGUGGAGCAGGACAUGUUUGCACACCCUUACCAGUAUGAACUGGAUCACUUUACUCCGCCUCAGUCGGUGCUGCAGAGGCCGAAGCCCCAGUUGUACCGAGCUGUGGGAGAGACUCCCUGCCACUUGGUGUCGUCCCUGGAUGAGCUGGUGGAGCUCAACGAGAAGCUCCUGGGCUGUCAGGAGUUUGCCGUGGACUUAGAGCAUCACUCUUACAGAAGCUUCCUAGGACUCACCUGCCUCAUGCAGAUCUCCACCCGGACAGAAGACUUCAUUGUCGACACCCUCGAGCUUCGCAGUGACAUGUACAUUCUCAACGAGAGCCUCACGGACCCAGCCAUCGUUAAGGUCUUCCAUGGUGCCGACUCUGACAUUGAGUGGCUGCAGAAAGACUUCGGACUCUAUGUGGUGAACAUGUUUGACACACACCAGGCAGCACGGCUUCUCAACCUGGCUCGGCACUCACUCGACCAUCUGCUGAGACUCUACUGCGGUGUGGAAUCAAACAAGCAAUAUCAGCUGGCAGACUGGAGGAUACGUCCUCUGCCAGAGGAAAUGCUGAGCUACGCCCGGGAUGACACCCAUUACCUGCUCUACAUCUAUGACCGAAUGAGGCUGGAACUGUGGGAAAGAGGCAACCACCAGCCUGUCCAGUUGCAGGUGGUUUGGCAGCGGAGCAGGGACAUCUGCCUCAAGAAAUUUGUCAAGCCUAUCUUUACGGACGAGUCCUACCUGGAGCUCUAUCGAAAGCAAAAGAAGCACCUGAACUCGCAGCAGCUGACCGCCUUCCAGCUGCUGUUUGCUUGGAGGGAUAAGACAGCUCGCAGGGAGGAUGAGAGCUACGGAUAUGUUCUACCAAAUCACAUGAUGCUAAAGAUAGCUGAGGAACUGCCUAAGGAGCCUCAAGGCAUCAUAGCUUGCUGUAACCCAGUACCACCUCUUGUCCGGCAGCAGAUCAAUGAGAUGCAUCUCCUAAUCCAGCAGGCUCGAGAGAUGCCCCUGCUCAAGUCUGAAAAUGCAGCUGGAGUGAGGAAGAGCGGACCACUGCCUAGCGCCGAGAGAUUGGAGAAUGAUCUCUUUGGACCCCAUGACUGUUCCCACGCCCCUCCAGAUAACUACCAGAACACCUCAACUGAUGGGACCCUGCCACUUCAGAAGCAGCCAAGCCUAUUCACUGAGGGCAAAGAAGAGACCUCUGUGGAUGCCGGAUGCCUCCUUGCCACAGCCGUCAUCACUCUGUUCAGUGAACCUAACACUGAGGAAGGUGGAAAGACUCCAUUGACGGUGGCCCAGAAAAAAGCCCAGAACAUAAUGCAGUCCUUUGAAAACCCAUUUCGGAUGUUCCUGCCUUCUCUGGAACACAAGGCCCACAUCUCUCAAGCAGCAAAGUUUGAUCCUUCUUCGAAAAUCUAUGAAAUCAGCAACCGCUGGAAGCUGGCCAGCCAGGUCCAGGUCCAGAAAGAACCUAAAGAAGCAACCAAGAAGAAGGUAGCUGAGCAAACAGCUGCCCGGGAGGAGGCGAAGGAGGAGGCUGCAGCCGGUGUGCUGGAACAGGCUAUCCCUGUGCGGCAGCAGGCCGCGCUAGAAAAUGCUACUAAGAAGAGAGAACGAGCCACCAGUGACCUGAGGACUAUAGAGCAAAAACAGGAGAAGAAACGACUAAAAAGCUCCAAGAAAGCCAAGGACCCUGAUCCCCCAGGGAAAGACUUCAGUCCCUAUGACUACAGCCAGUCAGACUUCAGGGCCUUUGCUGGGGACAGUAAAUCCAAGCCUUCCUCCCAGUUCGACCCCAAUAAGCUGGCACCUUCCGGCAAGGUAAGGCUGCAGAGGGCGCCCACAGCUUGGACUGUUCCCACCUGGGGCUUAGCACCUGUUUCCCCACCUCAUUCCUUCUCGAGCACAGACGCUGCUGCCAAUUGUCCCCACAGCAAGUUUUAUGAAUUUACUAAUGUGUGAGAGUGCGAAAAGCCAGAGAACAGUAUGGGCUUUCUGGCCUCCCACCACGGGCUCAGGGACCCAACACAGGUCACUGCGCUUGUCUACUGAGCCAUCCUGCUGGCCCCUGUGUCUGCAGUGUAAGAACAGGCAGGGAACACUAUAGUACAGGCAUAGCCCAGGCUGACGUAGAACUCAGUCCUCUUGCUUCUACCAUUUAAGUGUGGAGGUUACAAGUGUGUGCCACUAUGACUGGCCUGGCCUGGCCUUGAACAGGGUGUCUUCCAGUCAGCCUGGGCCUGAAGUGCUGCCCUACACAGUGAAGGGGCUAUGUGUAUACAGUCCUUGGCUGCUCAGGACUGUGCAGAGCCCCUCCUGUUCCUGUCACAGCCGGCACACAGGGGCUGUGGAGAGUUGACGUUGGGGCUGGUAGUUGACGUUGGCAUCAGCCAA
Messenger RNA from Mus musculus (house mouse), 3413 nucleotides. RefSeq names its product exosome component 10 (gene Exosc10). NCBI's taxonomy places the organism in Eukaryota, Metazoa, Chordata, Mammalia, Rodentia, Muridae. The transcript is spliced from 23 exons. Gene Ontology annotation, molecular function: nucleotide binding; nucleic acid binding; telomerase RNA binding. Gene Ontology annotation, biological process: nuclear mRNA surveillance; regulation of gene expression; RNA processing. The record is from RefSeq and is a predicted model, not a curated record. Gene Ontology annotation, cellular component: nucleoplasm; nuclear exosome (RNase complex); cytosol. Bases 534 to 2981 code for a protein of 815 amino acids.